Molecule: messenger RNA, 3353 nt
Organism: Trichoplusia ni (cabbage looper)
Lineage: Eukaryota; Metazoa; Arthropoda; Insecta; Lepidoptera; Noctuidae
Gene: Ubx
Product: homeotic protein ultrabithorax
Exons: 2
Coding region: 1743-2507 (254 amino acids)
Biological process (GO): negative regulation of transcription by RNA polymerase II; anterior/posterior pattern specification
Cellular component (GO): nucleus
Molecular function (GO): RNA polymerase II cis-regulatory region sequence-specific DNA binding; DNA-binding transcription factor activity, RNA polymerase II-specific
Source: RefSeq, a predicted model, not a curated record
UUUUGUUUCGGUAAUCUGGCAUAAUAAUUAUUUGAAUAAAAGAAAUUAUUAGAUAUAUAGUAAUGGUUUUAGCGUCGAACUAUUUUCUUGGACUAUUUUUUAUAAGUAAUUUAAUAAGUGUCGACUAACAUCUACUUGAAACACGUUUUUAUUAGAUUAAUUAUAGCAGCAAUUUUUGCCAUUUCAUUUCCUUCCAAGAAUUAUUAAUAAUUAUUACUUGACAAAAACAAAUUUUAAUUGAAUUCAAGACCUUAUUAUAUCAAAUGUCAUCUAGGACGUGUUGGUAUCUCUGGCUCUAUAUUGACCAAUUACGUGCACUCACAAAAAAUCGCUACACUGCACCCGUCCCCGUCCUUUUUAUCGAUAAAUAUUUGUUUAAAGAGGUGACUGCAAUAAAAAUGCGAGCGUGUCUCUGGGUAGGCCGCACUACCACAGCCAUUCAUUCGUUUGAUGACUUCAUUUGGACGCGCGAACUGAGUGCUUGCGAUAAUGCGCUAUUGUUUACCCUUCGAUAGUGCGCCUUCCACUGCACGCGCCACACUGCGCCAGAAAGAGACAGAUAUCAAUGCUACAGCUCCGACCCGCCGCAAGCGUUCCGCUGCUCGCUUCCCGUCACUGUCCCCCCUAUGCGCACCGCUUACGCGCGAGCGUAACAGAAACAUCACUCGUAAAAACAGGUAGUAGAAGAAAUAAUAAUCAUCUUUACGACUUCUCACUCUAUUCAGCACCUUGUUACGAUACUGCGCGCUCAUUGUGGCACGGUCGAGGAGUGGUUGUAAAAUCUUUUCUUUACUCGCCCGUUUCACUAAUUGUACGUUUAUGAGUUUACGACUUUUGCGGCUUAACUUUUCAGUUAUAGUCAUUAUUGGGGUUUUGUCGAUGCUUUUUUUUAUUUAUUGUAUUGCGUGGGACGAGCUAACCACUUAAGUCCUACCGUUGCACAACUGUAAGAGGUUGACACUUUAUGAUUUAUGGUUUUCAGCUUAUACCAGCAGGUUGCAGUUCCUUUCUUAAAAGUUCCAAUGAUUGACUUAAUACAUACUUACACUUCGUUUGGUAAAUAGUUGAUAGGUAUAUUUACUUAGGUAAUUUAAAUUAUUAAAGACUUCUUAUAUUAAUCACAUUAGGUAUGGCCCACGUGCUUCAGGAGGAGUGAUAAGAAAGGGAAAAGAGAGCGUAACUGAUAAUAUUUAUAGUCAUUAGCGAAAAGGGGACGGAACAAUCGUCGGUGUUGCGAUCGCAGGCAGCGCGCGGGGCGGCGCGCGUGGCUCGCUCUCAGUAGAUUGCGUGAGCCGAGCCGCGCCGGUCGCACACGGCACAUAGUCGCGCGCUCCCGCCACACGCGACCAACAAACUUCGCUCGCGACACACUCGUCUGCGUCUCACAGAUCGCGAACUGAAAAAUUUAAGAAAAAAAAUCACAACACUCGGCACCUUGUGCGAGCACUGUGAGACGAGCCGGCGCCGCACAUAACCGCUUAAAAAGUCGUAAAACCCGCGGCACGCGCUCCCAAGUCGUAAAAUAAUCGUAAAAAGUAAACACACGUCAACUGGCCUUUAUCGUCAACGAAGCCCAUUAUGACGCUCGAGUGACGUUUAAGAGGCAAUAAAAUUAAUAAAAUUAAAUUACAUUGUCCGUAUUUGGAGUGACAUUGGCGGAGGUCGCGUUAUCACGGCGCGUGGGGCCGCGAUGACAUAAGUGUUCCCUAACUGAGUGACGUUAGUGUCGGUGACUGAUCAGAAUGAACUCCUAUUUCGAGCAGGGUGGUUUUUACGGGGCGCAUGGGGUACACCAGGGUGGUGGCGGCGGUGACCAGUACCGCGGCUUCCCACUGGGCCUGACCUACGCCCAGCCCCAUGCCCUGCACCAGCCGAGACCCCAGGACUCGCCGUACGAUGCCUCAGUGGCGGCCGCAUGCAAGUUAUACGCGGGAGAGCAGCAAUACGCGAAGGCGGACUGCUCCAAGCCAGGCGGCGAACAACAGAAUGGGUACGGAGGCAAAGAGGCUUGGGGCUCUGGUCUGGGGGCCCUCGUGAGGCCGGCAGCUUGCACUCCUGAGGCGCGGUACAGCGAGUCCUCGAGUCCGGGCCGAGCCCUCCCCUGGGGCCAGCAGUGCGCCCUGCCCGGCGCCGCCACCGCAGCCACACAGCCCGUACAACAUCAGCCCACCAAUCACACCUUCUACCCCUGGAUGGCCAUAGCAGGAGCGAACGGCCUCAGAAGACGAGGAAGACAAACGUACACUAGAUAUCAAACGCUAGAGUUAGAGAAAGAGUUCCACACAAACCACUACCUCACACGGAGGAGACGCAUCGAAAUGGCGCACGCUCUCUGUUUGACGGAGCGGCAAAUCAAAAUAUGGUUCCAGAAUCGAAGGAUGAAAUUAAAGAAAGAGAUUCAGGCUAUAAAGGAGUUGAAUGAGCAGGAGAAGCAGGCGCAAGCGCAGAAGGCGGCGGCGGCAGCGGCGGCGGCCGCGGCCGCUGCGCAGGGCCAUCCCGAACACUAAGUUGCGCGCGCGCACCGCCUUGUCCAGUGAUACUAUCGCAGGCCGCCGAACACUCUAUAGCAUUGUGGUUUUUUUUUUGUAAAUUGUUUGUAAUUAUUUUCUCGUUAUUUAAGUGUUGUUCGGUUGUUGUGAUUAUUUUUAAAUUAAUUUUUAACUAGACGCAAUGUUUUCUCAAAACGAAUGAUGGAACAAUAAACUGUUGAAUGCUAGACUAGAAACGGGUCGUAUUAUUUUGUGUUUCGGGUUUUGUUUUUGUUGAUUUAUUGAUUUUUUAUAUACUUUUAUAUUUUAAUCCGCGUAAUCGUCGAAGAUGUUCGCGUUUGGAAACCAGUGCAAUUUGUAGAAAUCUCUUCCGUGUAACAUAGUGUAGGUGUAUCGUAGUGCGUUUUACUUUAUGUGCGAUCGUAGCGCUCCUGCUCGGCAGCGUCGGCGUCACGAACUAUAUUACAUUGUACAAAUUUAAUAUGCCUACCAAAGAGACCCGGUCUCGUACCCUUAAAGCUAAGUAAAUAAAGAGUCGUAAGUUAAAUUAAUUAUCCGCUAUCGUAAUAUCGGACAGUGUGAAACAGAAUAACCUUCCGCGCCAUCUAAUUCUUCAAUACUCUCGCAUAAGUAUAGUGUAAACGUGAUCGUGUUCCUGCAGUUUUAAUAGUCGGUGAAGUUAAACAAAUUGCCAUAAAUAUAAGUAGUUAUUAUUUAGCCAGUAGCGGUGUAAAUAGUUAGGGUUACGUCUGUAAUGAUGGAAGUGAGCGGUUCGCGAUUGCGCCGGCGCCGUGGAAUGGGCAGAAAAAGCUCGUCGGCGAGUGCGGGGCGAGCGGCGCGGCUGCGGGGCGGCUGCGGGGCGAC